Molecule: messenger RNA, 986 nt
Organism: Vitis riparia (riverbank grape)
Lineage: Eukaryota; Viridiplantae; Streptophyta; Magnoliopsida; Vitales; Vitaceae
Product: thylakoid lumenal 16.5 kDa protein, chloroplastic
Exons: 4
Coding region: 54-743 (229 amino acids)
Biological process (GO): photosystem II repair
Source: RefSeq, a predicted model, not a curated record
UCCCACCAAAAAUAACCAGAAAAAGGAACAGCGAAAAAAAAAAGGGGCAGAAAAUGGCAACAACCUUUCUGUCCACUGCAAAUACCUUCCUCCCUUCUUCUUCAUCAUCUUCUUCUUCUUCUUCUUCAUUAGCAGCAACACACAUUUAUCCUCAUAGACACAAUGUGAAGAGACAACUGACUCUGUCCAAGGCAGUCAGUGAGCCAAGGCCUUCUUCCCCCAUUAUCACCAAACGAAGUCUCUCCAUCACCCUCCUCACCAGCCUUGUCUUCUCCUUAGCUGGUAAAGGCUAUUAUUCCGACGCCAAUGCUGCAAUACUAGAGGCUGAUGAUGAUGAAGAGCUUUUGGAAAAGGUGAAGAAGGAUCGAAAAAAGCGUAUUGAAAAACAAGGAGUCAUCAGCUCAUCCAACAAAGAAACAGGAUAUCUGCAAGAGCUAGUGUACAAGCUGAGCAAAGUAGGUCAGGCCAUAGAUAACAAUGAUCUGUCGGCAGCAAGUUCAUUUCUUGGUUCAAACACGGAUGCAGAUUGGGUGCAAAAGGCUAAUAUAGCCUUCACCAAGCUGAGCUCUAGCCCUGAGGAGAAAAGUGAAGUGGAUGCAUUCAAUUCAUCUCUGGCUUCAUUGAUUUCAUCAGUUGUAAGAAAUGAUAUGGAAUCCUCCAAAAUAGCUUUUGUGUCAUCAGCCACAGCAUUUGAGAAAUGGACAACCUUGACAGGACUAGUCGGACGGCUUAAAGGGCUUUGAAGGACAAGGGAUUCUGAUUUUUCUUUUUCUUUUUCUUCUCCUUCGGCUUUUGUUGUAUGGGGAAAUCUGGGAAGCUCCUUUUGCUUCUCCAUUCUCGAGUUAUUUUAUUUCUGCCACUAGCCUUCUCUUUAGUUUCAACUAGUUGGUAUGACUCAAGAUCAAGAGACUCACCACCAUUUUCCUCAAUUUGUAGGAGCUUCAUUUAACGAGUAAUAAAAUCCCAGGAAACUUUACAGUAUUUAA